AUGAAAAUGCCCGCCGUGGGCCUGGGAACAUGGCAAGGAUUACAAAGCCAAGCCAGCAACGACGAGCUACGAGACUCUAUAGUCCACGCUCUCCACGCCGGAUACCGCCUCCUCGACACGGCGCAGCGGUACGGCACCGAGCCUGUCGUCGGUGAAGCCAUCCGAGCCUCAGGCAUCCCCCGCAGCGAGAUCACCCUCGUCACCAAGUUCCCAGGAAAAUGGCACCACGAUCCCGCGGGGGCUUUGCAGCAAUCUCUCGACGCCCUGGGUCUUGACUACAUCGACGUCUUCCUCAUGCACUGGCCCUGUGCCACGGCCCCGGACUCCGGCACCCCGCUAGGCAUCGAUGAGUCACCCACGUUCGUCGAGACGUGGAAGCUGAUGGAGAAGAUCAUCGGCCCGCGCUGUAAGUCCAUCGGUGUUAGCAACUUCAGUCAGAAGACCCUGGACGCGUUGUUAGCUGAGGCGACUAUCGUGCCGGUCGUGAACCAGGUGGAGUUGCAUGCGCUGAACCCGAAUCAUAAACUGAGCGCGUAUUGUCGGGAGAAGGGCAUCAUGGUGACGAGUUGGAGUACCCUGGGCGGAGGAGCUGAAUUCGCCCCCCUUGCCGGAGAGAUCCUCACCAACCCGUUGUUCAAGAACAUCGCCGCCAACCACGGAUGCUCGACCGGCGUCGUCUCGCUAUCCUGGGCCGUGCAGCGUGGCAUCAGCGUCAUCCCCAAGAGUAGUUCACGGGCGCGCGUUGAGGAGAAUCUCAGGUUGGUCACCCUCACCGAGGCCGAGAUGGAGGAGCUGAACGAAGCGCACCGGACGAUCGGUUCGCUCCGCAUUGCGGAUCAUAUCCCAAUUAUGAGAGGGGAGAAGGAUGGUAAAACGACCUUCAUGGGUUGGACGAACGAGGAUUUUGGGUGGGAGGACGCUGAGGGAAAGUGGUUGCUCUAG
Molecule: messenger RNA, 942 nt
Organism: Aspergillus affinis
Lineage: Eukaryota; Fungi; Ascomycota; Eurotiomycetes; Eurotiales; Aspergillaceae
Product: aldo/keto reductase
Exons: 3
Coding region: 1-942 (313 amino acids)
Molecular function (GO): oxidoreductase activity
Source: RefSeq, a predicted model, not a curated record